Nerophis lumbriciformis (worm pipefish) is the source of this 3093-nucleotide messenger RNA. The record is from RefSeq and is a predicted model, not a curated record. NCBI's taxonomy places the organism in Eukaryota, Metazoa, Chordata, Actinopteri, Syngnathiformes, Syngnathidae.
AUGCUGAAACAACAACAGUCUAAUUCCGGCGGAAGAAAAGCGUCUAAUGGUACAACGGGCCCCGCCGGUAUGUCUUCUCCAGUCAGCGGCGGCGGCGGCAGCAGCGGAAACAGGACGCCGGCCGGGAGGAAUCGAGCGAAUGCAAAACCACCAUUCCAGUCUUCUCCCGUUUUUGAGGGAGUCUACAACAAUGCUCGAAUGCUUCAUUUCCUCACAGCUGUUGUGGGUUCCACUUGCGAUAUAAGAGUGAAGAAUGGCAGUAUGUUUGAAGGCAUUUUUAAGACCCUUAGCUCACGGUGCGAAUUAGCCGUGGACGCUGUGCACAAACGCAACGAGGAGGAGGGCUCGACGUCUGUGCCCCCGCGGAGGGAAGACAUCACCGACACCAUGAUCUUCAGCCCUUCAGAUUUGGUUACCAUGAUAUGCAGAGACGUGGACCUCAACUUUGCCACCAGAGAUACCUUCACUGACACCGCUAUCAGCUCCACUCGCGUCAACGGGGAACACAAGGAGAAAGUGCUGCAGAGGUGGGAGGGAGGUGACAGCAACGGCGAGAGUUAUAAUUUGGACGCGGACACAUCCAAUGGCUGGGACGCCAACGAGAUGUUCCGUUACAAUGAAGUGAAAUAUGGAGUCACGUCAACAUAUGAUUCCAGCCUUUCUAUGUAUACUGUGCCACUGGAGAGAGGCACCUCGGAAGUAUACCGACAGAGGGAGGCCCGCGCCGCUCGCCUUGCCAGCGAGAUCGAGUCCAGCCCCCAGUAUCGCCACCGCGUGGGCCUGGAAAACGACGAGGGCAAAAGCGAGGAGGACAAGUACAGCGCCGUGGUGCGUGACGGCGCCGAUCGGGAGCGCGGCCACGAGAGUCCCCGUGAACGUGGCCGAGACAGCCCCGGAGCCAGGGAGGGCAAGUACAUUCCUCUACCACAACGGCAAAGGGAGAUGAACCGGGACCGCGACCGAGCCGAGAGGGGUCCUGGCGGCCCCCCGUCCCACAGCCGUCUCAGCGGGGGUUACCGCUCCACCCCUCCGUCCUCAUCGUCCUCGUCCCCCAGACCACCCCUGCCGUCCGCCACCGGCCCCCCAGGUGGCGUCUCCCCUUCAGAGCGAAGCAGCCCCCUGUCAGGUCGAGGUGGCGCUUAUGCCACCCACCACCCCCAGGGAAGCCCCAGCCCGGGCCCCGGCUCCGGUCCCGCCAGUCCGUACACGCCCGCUUCUCCCGGGGCAGCAGCCUCCCACUCCGCCGCCCCUUCACCAACCAGCCCGCCUGCCCCCCACGGACACGCUGUCCCACAUUCCCAUUCCCUCCCGCACUCCUUGUCAGAGGCUGCCAGACCUGUUAAUGGCGUUCCUCCCAGGACUUCUCCCAAAGCUCAAAGACCACCACAGUCAAGCAGAACAGUCCGCACUCCCAACACACAUGCUCAGUCCACUGCUGCUCGCUCGCCAAAAUCAGGCUCUUCCCAGGACACGCCUUAUCUGGACACGUCGUCCAUCUCCUUGCCCGCGCACAAGACGUCAGGCCCCGCCCCUCUCUUCCCUGUGGACGUGAAUGAGAUCCUCUGCGCCGCUGCUAAAGUACGCUGUGCCGACAGUCCCAGCGGCACAGAGGAAAGCAAGAGCGGCAAAGCCCCUUCGGUUCAACAAAGGUCACAAAUUGAGGAGCUACGAAAGUUCGGGAAAGAGUUUAGGCUCCAGCCGAGUGGAGGCACAUCCAGCGGUCCCGGCUCGCCUGCAGCAGCAACUCCCCCCGCGGUCGUUGACACGGCGCUGGCUAAACCUUCGCCGUCAGAUGAAGCCAAAGCACAGCCCGCCGCACCCUCCAACCCUCAGCCUUCGCCUCUCCCAUCGGACGAAUCCCCCAAGGAGGCCCCCAACUCCGCUGGCGCGGAGGCCGGUUCGGGCAGGCAUUCGCCAGCUGCUCCUCAGCCAGCCAGAACCCCCGGAAGUGAGGAGGGCACGUCAGACCGUGCAGAGGGUGUGGCAGACCAAGUGAAGAAGUCCACCUUAAACCCCAAUGCUAAAGAAUUCAACCCAGGCAAACUUCAAAUGCCAAUGACCAAACCCAACACAGCACCCACCCCGCCUCGCCCCACCCCUCCGAGCCCCGUUGUCAUUCAGCACCCGGGCGGGCAGGGUCCGCUCUACAACGCCCCCUACCUGUCGUAUGUCUCGCAGAUCCACUCAGUACAGACCCCACAAAUGUACCAGUACACGAUGUCUGCAGUGGGCCAGGGAAAGUACCCUAGGACUAAAGGAUCUGUGGUGGCGGCACGCUCAGAUCACGGCGCGUCAGCGCCGCCCAUGCUCCAAGCAGCAGCGUCCGCGGCCGGCGCCCCCCUUGUUGCGUCUCCUUACCCUCAGUCCUAUCUGCAGUACAGUCCGCAGCAGUACAGCCAGCAACAGGUCAUACAGGCCAUGUCGCCGUAUCCCGGACAGCCCAUGUACUCCAUGCUGCAGGGAGGAGCUAGGAUGAUAGGGCAAGGCGGGGGUCCCCACCCGCAAGCCCUCGGCCCCCCUGGGGGCCCGCAGUUCCAGGCACAAGGGGAAGGGCCACAGGGACCCCAGCAGGGCAUUUAUGCGCCACAGUCCUUCUCCCACCACUCGGGGGCGGUCCACCAGCCUCAGCCGUCUAGUACCCCAACUGGAAACCAGCCCCCACCCCAGCAUGCCGCACCCAGCCCCGGACAGAGCGCGCAGUCAGGCCCGCAGCCGCAAUCCCUGUAUCACUCGGGUCCGCUGUCGGCGCCGACCCCACCCAACAUGCCGCCCGGACACACGUCCCCGCAGGGAUCCUACCCUAUUCAGGGCUACAGUAUCCACAGCCACCAGGGCAUCCCACCUACAUACCCCCUGGGACAGUUGGCACAGGCCCACGUGCAAGGAGCCAUGUCGGGUCCCCACCACUCGGGGAGCCACGCUCAGCCCCAGUUAGUCAUGUUACAGCCCCCACCGCAGCAAGGUCCCAGCUCGGUACCCCAGCACCCGCAACACGGACCGCAGCAGGGGACGCACCAACACUUUUACAUCGGACACCCGCAAGCAAUGCAGGUUCAGACGCACCCGGCAUCCUUCCAUCCGCCCGGAAACUAA